CCCCCUUAAAAAAAAAUUCUCUACCGGUUCCACGUUUGCCAUCCACCAGUGGCUGAAGAGCUGAACUAUGCCGUUAUCGUCUCUCACCCUCCGCCCUCUCCACCACCACCAGCCGCUCCUGCUCCCGCCAACUUCAAACCACCAGCCGCCGCCGCCGUCGCCGCCUCACUCCCGCCUCCUCCUCCUCCCGCCGCUCACACGCCGCCACGCCCUCGUCUCCCGGCCACGCGCCGCGGCUACCGACGGCAUGGCUGCUGCGGCCGCGGCGGCGUCGCCCCCCACGCUGCUCGAGCACAUGGGCCAGGCGGGCGCGGACGCAGACCUCGCCGUCCUCGUGGCGCACAUCCAGAGCGCGUGCAAGCGCAUCGCGGCCCUUGCGGCGUCCCCCGCCAACGCCGAGCUGUCGCGGGCGAAGGCGGGGGGCGGCGGGGCGGUGUCGGCCGGGCGGGACGCGCCCAAGCCGCUCGACGAAUUGUCGAAUGAGAUCAUCUUGUCAUCACUCCAACGUUCUGGAAAAGUUGCUGUGCUGGCGUCCGAAGAAAAUGAUCUUCCGAUUUGGAUAUCCAAUGACGGUCCAUAUGUUGUUGUUACCGAUCCGCUUGAUGGUUCUCGCAACAUUGAGGUCUCCAUCCCUACCGGAACAAUAUUUGGGGUAUACAAUAGGCUGGUGGAACUCGACCAUCUCCCUGUGGAGGAGAGAGCUCAGCUCAAUUCACUGCAAAGUGGAGCUCGCCUUGUCGCUGCAGGGUAUGUACUAUACUCAUCAGCCACUAUCUUGUGUAUCAGCUUCGGUGCAGGUACCCAUGCUUUCACGUUGGAUCAAUCGACUGGAGAAUUCAUUCUUACACAUCCUUCCAUCCAAAUACCCCCUAGAGGACAGAUAUAUUCGGUGAAUGACGCGCGGUAUUUUGACUGGCCCGAGGGCCUAAGGAAGUACAUUGACACAAUCAGACAAGGCAAAGGACAACAUCCGAAGAAGUACUCAGCUCGGUACGUGUGCUCACUGGUUGCUGAUUUCCACCGGACACUCAUAUAUGGUGGAGUUGCCAUGAACCCAAGGGAUCACCUGCGGUUGGUUUAUGAGGCGAAUCCUCUCAGUUUCCUUGCUGAGCAAGCUGGGGGUAGAGGGUCAGAUGGCAAGAACAGAAUUCUCUCGAUUCAGCCGGUGAAACUGCACCAGAGGUUGCCAUUGUUCUUGGGGAGCAUGGAGGACAUGCUUGAGUUGGAAAGCUAUGGAGAUGUCCAGCAAAAGGUUAAUCCUGGAUAUGAAGUUUAACGAUAUGUAAAAAGGUUCAGAUUGUCUGGUGUUGUAGCAUACAAUAAGGUAAAGCACGCAUGGCAAUCAUGUCUUUGCAUGACAAAUGCUUUCUCUCGUCUUUUUCUUUGCUGCCAAAAAACUGCUGUACUUCUCUGUGAAUGUGAGUUAUAUGAUUAUUAUUUUUGUGACA
Molecule: messenger RNA, 1448 nt
Organism: Phragmites australis (common reed)
Lineage: Eukaryota; Viridiplantae; Streptophyta; Magnoliopsida; Poales; Poaceae
Product: fructose-1,6-bisphosphatase, chloroplastic
Exons: 3
Coding region: 68-1276 (402 amino acids)
Biological process (GO): fructose 6-phosphate metabolic process; sucrose biosynthetic process; fructose 1,6-bisphosphate metabolic process
Cellular component (GO): cytosol; cytoplasm
Molecular function (GO): fructose 1,6-bisphosphate 1-phosphatase activity
Source: RefSeq, a predicted model, not a curated record